Messenger RNA from Sardina pilchardus (European sardine), 1866 nucleotides. RefSeq names its product AFG2 interacting ribosome maturation factor (gene airim). Lineage: Eukaryota; Metazoa; Chordata; Actinopteri; Clupeiformes; Clupeidae. Gene Ontology annotation, cellular component: nucleus; cytoplasm. Bases 308 to 913 code for a protein of 201 amino acids. The transcript is spliced from 4 exons. The record is from RefSeq and is a predicted model, not a curated record.
GUUGAUUUAGCGUGGUAAAGAUUUUUACGAGUUGUUGAUGCAGUGGUGACUAUCAUCGGAUUUGACAGAUUACACAAUGAAAUGGCUGGUGUGUGCCUUGGGGAUGAAUUGUCAUUGUUGUAAUUGAAUUCAUUCGCCUUAUUAACGAUAUCCGAAUAACAUAGUAUUGUUACAGAAUCGUCAGUCGACCAACGUGCUACUUCAACGUGAUCAGUUUGCAAGCUAACUUGUUCAACAUUCUCUCAACUUUUCCUCCUCUGUCUUCAGCCCUUCUGAGCGAAAACUCCGUUAAUUGACUAUUGCUGAAAUGGCUCAAAUGUGUGUUGCAUCUUGUCAUCAAAAGCUGAAACAAUGUUUUCAGACAUUGGAAAAUAACCACAAAGCAUGGAACUUGGUACAGAACGAAUGCACGCCUCUGAUCAGCUCACUAGGAAACUUGGGUGAGCAAUUAAUUGCCCUGGACAAUGUCCAGCUCAAUGUUACACCGCUGCAGCGCUUUCCUGAUUUGCAGGAACGUCUGCGCAUUAAACUUCUACAGGCUGUCGACGUUGUGUUGGGCAAAUUGGCAGACAAAUUGGACGAGCUUCAGAGAUUGCUGAAAACCAUGGACAAUCAAGUGUCUACAGUGUUCCAGUUUUACGAGCAGAACACGGCUACACUCGACCUCGCCACCUGCACCAUGAGGUCGUCCACAUCGCCAUCCAUAGCAGACAUGCUUGAGUGGCUUCAAGAUGCCAAUAGCUACCACCGCCAACAAUUCCUGAGGAGAAAAUACCUGUUGCAAGUGCUGACACCUGAUGACUUAUCUCUCCUGCAAGAGGUUCCCAAAAGAUGGGAAUCUGUUGACUCACCUGAUGGAGAUGAGCAUAUUUCAGACACAUUAUUAAGAGUCAGCCUCUUUGUUGACUCCUAACAACUGACCAACUGAAGACUUGGUAAAAGUCUUGCUCCCUGUCUUCAUGGGCAUAUGAUGUCUUGCUCCCUGUCUCCAUGGGCAUGUUGUCCACUGUACACUCACCUUGGAUUUGAAGAGGAAGGGAGACUUGAAUAGGAAUGACCAGUAGCACUGAAUCCCUCCAGAGACAUUGUCUGGCAUACACAUGUCUAGUCUACACGGGAUGGCUGAGCAUAGCAACUACUAAUGCUGGAGAAAAUGAAGAGGAGCAAGGCUAUGUGGUGGAUACAAGGCUGAGUUCAGCAAGCCUUCUGUGACCUGUCUGAAAGUGACUGAAGUGCAGAUGGUCAGUCUCAAGGCUAUGGUGUAUUGAUGAACAGUUGGCAGAGCAUACAAGAUCAGUCAAGUCUGGAAAUAUCACAUUUCUCAUGAGAUUCAUACCACUUGGGAAAUAAAUGUUUGCACUGAGUGGAUAGUUGUCCUUCAGACAGUCAUUAACAUUUCUCACAUUCACUCAAUACAACAAUUGAAUGCAAAUAAUUUUUUUUAUAUGUAAGUUGGAUGGAAAAAAGUAAAUUGUUAUUUAUAUUUUUGUGAUACAAAAGGGGGCAGACUUUUGUAACUAGUAAGCUUCAGCCAGUGGUCCUAUGCUUAAAUUAGGGUUGCAUGAUUUGUGAAAAAUAAACUUCACUGUCUGUUCCACAAGGAGGAUGAUAUGAAUAUAAACAUCAUAGAUUGUUAACCAAACAAAUCUUAACAAACCAAAAUUAACCAUUCAGACAGAGUUAUGAGCUGCAUGAUUAAUUGCAAUCUUGCUGAUUAGAUAAUUGUAUUAGUUCAAAUUGCAAUUUCAAUUAGAAACUGAUUAAUUGUGCAGCUUUAUCUUAAAUGUUGUAAAUAACGGGUUUUCCCUAAAUCUAUAUCCCUAUCCUUUCCUUCUGAUAAAAGGGCACUGUCCAAACAGAACUUCA